AUGCUCGUACCAUACGAAUGUUGUACUCAAAAUUAUGAAAAUCAUUAUCAAACCGGCUCGGGGCUUCCUUAUUACCAAGGUCAACCCUAUCAAAAGGGCUAUGGUCUCGGUGGAUUUUUUCACAGUCUAUUUCACUCUGCUAUGCCUUUGUUUGUGAAAGGAGCCAAAACGGUGGGAAAAGAAGCUUUGCGCACCGGAGCUCUCAUUGCAAAUGAUGUGUUGGCAGGUGAAAACAUUAAGUCUGCUGCUAAACAAAGAGCCAAAGAGGCGGGAAAAGUAUUAGCGGCAAAAGCUAUUCGUAAAGCCCAGACCAUGGUUGGUAGUGUGGAGAAGAUUAUAUUGAACUUGUCACAAACACAACUCUACGUGAGAGCAAAAAUAAUAAAAACGGAUGGUUCACCUCUGGAUAAAGAUGCUAGCAUCGGCCCAGUAAAUUUGUUCCUGCAUUCUUUAUUUUCUCAGGUGGAUGUCACAUUAAACGAACGACUGGUGUCUUCUUCUAGUAACACAUACCCCUAUAGAGCUUAUAUUGAAACUUUGCUCAAUCACGGCUAUGAUAGUAAAACUUCAAAACUGACAGCUGAAAUGUAUGACAAAGAUCUAGAGAAGCGAUCUUCCUUUUUCAAACUGAGUUCUACUGUUGAUAUGAUUGGUGGCAUUCAUUUUGAUUUAUUUCAUCAAGAAAGGCUUUUAUUAAAUAUGGUGGAUGUUAAAUUAACUCUUAUCAGAAGCAAGCCGGAGUUUUGUUUGCAAGGAAAAGCAGGUCAUAAAGUGGUUUUAGAACAUGUAUCUCUUUUCGUGAGAAAAGUGCGUGUGAGCCCUGGAGUUAUCCUAGGUCAUGCCAAAGCAUUAGAGAAGAGUAAUGCCAAGUAUCCUAUUAAUAGAGUAUUAUGUAAAGUCUAUUCCAUUCCCCAAAAUAGCAUGUCCUUGAUACAAGACAAUGUUUUUGUUGGUCAGAUGCCUCAAAGAAUUGUAAUUGGAUGUGUUGAUAAUGACGCUUUUCACGGAAAUUUUGCCAAGUCACCAUUUGAGUUUAAACAUUAUUACCUGAAUUUCAUUGGAGUGUACGUCGACGGACAGCCUGUGCCUUACAAUCCACUGGAACCAAAUUUUGAUAACAACAAUUAUAUUCGAGCUUAUCAUAGCCUGUUUUUCAAUAAAUCCCAGCAAGAUAAAGGCAUUUUUAUCUCGAGAGAAGACUAUUUACAAGGUAACGUGUUAUUUGGUUUCGAAUUAUCACCAGACCUUUGUGAUGGAGAGCAUAUGAAUCUCAUUAAGCAUUCUAAUCUACGGAUUGAGUUAAAGUUCAGCCAACCUCUCGAGCAAACCGUGUGUGUGAUUAUCUUUGCAGAAUUUGAUAACGUGAUUGAAAUUAAUAAAUCGAGGAACAUCAUUUUUGACUUUAACUGA
This is a messenger RNA of Stegodyphus dumicola, 1410 nucleotides long. RefSeq lists its product as uncharacterized. Lineage: Eukaryota; Metazoa; Arthropoda; Arachnida; Araneae; Eresidae. Gene Ontology annotation, cellular component: cytosol. The record is from RefSeq and is a predicted model, not a curated record. Gene Ontology annotation, biological process: deoxyribonucleotide biosynthetic process. Gene Ontology annotation, molecular function: ribonucleoside-diphosphate reductase activity, thioredoxin disulfide as acceptor.